Molecule: messenger RNA, 2508 nt
Organism: Encephalitozoon cuniculi GB-M1
Lineage: Eukaryota; Fungi; Microsporidia; Unikaryonidae
Exons: 1
Coding region: 1-2508 (835 amino acids)
Cellular component (GO): exosome (RNase complex)
Molecular function (GO): 3'-5'-RNA exonuclease activity; RNA binding
Source: RefSeq, marked provisional
AUGUGGAGCGGAGUUGUAACCGAAAGGAAGAUAUCCAGGAGACUGAGGCUAAUCAAGAGGGUGCGAGAGGAGUAUGUCCGGGACGAUGUGUCCUGUGGGUUUGAAUGCUGCGGAGGCCCGUGCAGGGCGAGUGGAAAGGCCUCUGUCUUUGCGAUUCCCGAUGCAAACGUUGUGUCCAGAUAUAGAGCUCUGCUCAAGAGCGACUAUGUUGCCGCAAUAAUAUGCCAGUCUGUUCUCUCAGAGCUCUCAAAGAACGACGAGAGGGGUCUAAGAGACGUUGCGAGAGAAAGGGGAUAUCCCGUGUUCUGUGACAGCUUUUGCAGAUCGACACACGGAAAAGGUCUGGAGGGUGUCCUGGAGUUCUACAGGGCCCAUUUGCCCCAGCACAACUUCACCAUUCUAGAUAUCGGAAACAUCGGGGAGUAUGGCAGAUAUGUCUCAGAUGACAUCAGGGAUCUCCUGGAAAAUGUCGACGAAAAGGAAGCAACUGAGUAUGAGGAGUAUGUGGAGAACCUGGACAUCUUGUACGGAAGGAAAGGGUUGUACAGGGGAACGCUUGAGGUCAGCAUGUACAACUGCUACAGCGGAUUUGUGGUGGACGGAGAUGUCAAGGUGCUUGUUGUUGGGAAAAAGAACAUGAACAGGGCACUCAGUGGAGACGAGGUUUAUGUCGAGGUUGUGGACGAGUACGACGAAGACGGGAUACUGCUUGACAAUGAAGAGGGCACCCAAGAGACAAGGAAAGGCGCGGCAGGCGAGGGUGUGUUUGGGAAGGUUGUUGGGAUCCACAGGAGGAAGUGCAGGGCUGUUAUAGGGUCCAUUUCUCCGAGGACAGUCCAUGGAGAUGGAGCCCAGAAUGUCUUAGUGAUUCCCAUUGACAGGAGAAUACCAGCAAUUAGGAUUAGGACAAGCCAGGCCGAGGAGCUAAUGAAUAAGAGGCUCUGCGUCGAGAUCGAUGGAUGGGAAAGAACAAGCAACUACCCCUCCGGGCAUUACUAUAGAAGGCUGGGGACUCUUGGGGACAGGAAUGCAGAGAUGGAGGCUGUGCUGGUUGCAAAUGGCAUAACAUACUACAACAAGAAUUGGGCUGAAAUUCUCAGGGUCCCCUGGAUGAACGAAGAUAUCUUUGGUAUGGAGAAAGCAUACAAUGAAGUCAGAGAAGGCACUAGGGAAGACUUCCGCGAACUGAGCAUUGUGAGCAUCGAUCCGCCGGACUGCGAAGACAUCGACGAUGCUCUCCACUGCAGGCUUCUUCCAAAUGGGAAUUGGGAGGUGGGAGUUCACAUUGCAGAUGUCACAUACUAUGUUACCAAAGGCUCUGAGAUAGACAAGAUAGCAGCCGACAGAGGGACAACUAUCUACCUACCUGAGUGGCGAAUUGACAUGCUGCCCCCUGCGCUGAGUACGGAUCUGUGCAGCCUAGUUGCUGGAAAGGAUAGGGCAGCCUUUUCUGUGGUCUGGGAGAUGAGUAGUGAUGUAAGGGUUGUAAGAACACAUUUCUGCAGAUCACUAAUAAGAUCAAAGAGAUCGUUUAGCUAUAAUGAGGCUUACGAUGCCGUCCAGGGGCUUGUGGAUGCCGGCGACGAGGUGUCCCGGUCCCUGCGGAUGCUCCUUGAGAUAAGUAGGGUCCUAAGAAGCAGAAGGUUUGCGAAGGGUUCGCUGGAUCUAAGCACAAGACAGCUUGUGUUUCGAGAGGGCGGGUUCGAGAUGAAGGAAUACUUUCCAACCAACUUUCUUGUUGAGGAGUUUAUGGUCCUGGCAAAUAUUUCUGUUGCUUCAUUCAUAUACCACCACCAUCCGGACUCUUCGUUGCUCAGGAAGCAUCCUCCUCCGUCUGUCCUGGACAUUGGCCUUGAUAUCGACACCUCCUCGCCCAGGGCUCUUAGUGAAUCUCUGGAGAAAAUGGAGGGUGUCAGAAAGGAUCUGGCAAAGAGAAUGCUGAUCAGAUCCAUGAACCAGGCUGUGUAUGUUGUGUCUGGGGAAACCCCCAGCCUCCACCACUACGGACUUGCAACGCCGAUAUACACGCACUUCACUUCCCCAAUCAGAAGAUAUGCAGAUAUCAUAGUUCACAGGAUUCUAAACCACAUUCUGCAAACGGCACCGACCAAGGAGGCUCAGAUAAACAAGCUAGGGAUUGUGACGUUCAGGGCUCGAAAGAGAACUGAUGGAGAAUCUAUGGACGAGGUUUUUGUUGAUGAGGAUAUGUGCAGAAACAUGAAUUCGAGGCAUCGGGCUGCCAGGAAGGCUGCUUGGGAGUGCGACAAGCUGACUGUAUACAUGGCGCUCAGGAACGAGGAGCCUGUUGUUAGGGGGUUUGUCACAAACAUCAAGCCGAACGGGAUAGUUGUAUAUGUUCCAGAGUACAGCCUUGAGGAGGUUGUCGUCUCUGAGGGAUGCUUCGAGAUGUUUCAGGAGGUCUGGGUCAAGAUUCGAAGGGAUGACGAGAAGUUCUUCUUGAGAAGGAGAUUCACAUUCGAGAUUGUUGGCCUCUCUUCUCCUUGUUAA